UCCUUCCUUGGCCAGUCCCCUGCCUCUGGUCCUUUGACACCCUCCUCCCUCCUGUCCAGCGGCCUGGGCCCAGAGGGGUCCCAUCCAGCCCGGGGGACCCAUGAGGACGCCGCUCUGCCCACCUCUGCUGGUCCUUCUGCUCCUCUGCUCAGUAUGCCACCAUGCCACUGGCUCUGUCCUCGACGCCACCGACUCUGGGAAAAAUGAACUCUCUCCCACAGACCGGACCACGGAGGGGCCCGGGGGGUCGUCGGGAGGCGAGCUGUCCACGGCGACCGACAAAGACUACGGUUCGGAAGAGUAUGAGAACGAACCCCAGAUCUCUGGAUACAUACUAGACGACUCCAUCAGAGUGGAGCAUUUAGUGAAACCCAGGAGAAACAAAACCGACAGUGAAAAAAACCCAGACAGGCCCAAGAGGAAGAAGAACAGGGGUGAAAAUGGCAAGAACAGGAAAAACAAAAGGAAGAAAACUCCGUGCGAUGCGGACUUCAAAAAUUACUGCAUCCACGGGGAAUGUAAAUACAUUGAAAGCGUCCAGAAAGCAACAUGCAAUUGCCACCAGGGUUACUUCGGUGAACGAUGUGGGGAGCAGUCCAUGAAGACUCACAGCAGAGGAGACAGUGAUUUCUCAAACAUGGCUUUAGCAGUGGUUGCGGUUCUGGUAUCUGUCAUCAGCUUCACGGCAAUUGUGGUCAUCAUUACAAUUCAGAUACGGAAAAGAUAUUCCAAUGGUUUCGAAGGGGAAGCUGAAGAAAGAAAGAAACUCCGUCAAGACACUGGAAAUGGUCAUGUGAUUGUGUAACGGGACCCAGCCCUCAGGUUGUCGAAGAAAUGGUGACUACCAAAUCCCAGCCAUGAAUGAAAUGACCUACUUUGCGCAGGCCAUUAGAAAAUGGACCCUUUCUGAUGGCUAUUACCUUUAGGAGUCAUUUUAUGCUAAAAGGAUUUUCUGUACAUACAAAAAGUAUGGAGAUGUAAAAGUAUUUUUUUCCAAAUGUAAAUAACUUAUUUAAUAUUU
Molecule: messenger RNA, 1021 nt
Organism: Tachyglossus aculeatus (Australian echidna)
Lineage: Eukaryota; Metazoa; Chordata; Mammalia; Monotremata; Tachyglossidae
Gene: AREG
Product: amphiregulin
Exons: 6
Coding region: 101-805 (234 amino acids)
Biological process (GO): positive regulation of cell population proliferation; positive regulation of mitotic nuclear division; epidermal growth factor receptor signaling pathway
Source: RefSeq, a predicted model, not a curated record